AUGGCUCUGGACGACGCAAAAUACAUGGCCAUGGCCAUCGAGCAGGCCACUAAGAGUAAAAACGAGGGAGGUAUUCCCAUUGGUGCUGUUCUGGUUGCUGGAGACGGUACUGUGCUCGGAAAGGGACACAACCGACGAAUCCAACACGGCUCCGCCGUACACCACGGUGAAAUUGACGCUCUUCAGAACGCUGGUCGACUCGCUGGAAAGGUUUACAAGGACGCUACCAUGUACACCACACUGUCUCCCUGUGAUAUGUGCACCGGAGCUUGUAUCAUGUUUGGAGUCAAGCGUGUUGUCAUGGGUGAGAACGACACCUUUGUAGGCGGGGAUGAUUACCUGCGAGCCCGAGGAAUCGAGGUGGUCAACCUCAAGAACGACGAGUGCAAGCAAUUGAUGGACGAGUUCAUCACUGCCCACCCGGAAGAAUGGAACGAAGAUAUUGGAGUUUAA
Yarrowia lipolytica CLIB122 is the source of this 453-nucleotide messenger RNA. RefSeq lists its product as uncharacterized. Gene Ontology annotation, molecular function: cytosine deaminase activity. Gene Ontology annotation, cellular component: cytoplasm; nucleus. Gene Ontology annotation, biological process: cytidine metabolic process; cytosine metabolic process; pyrimidine-containing compound salvage. NCBI's taxonomy places the organism in Eukaryota, Fungi, Ascomycota, Dipodascomycetes, Dipodascales. The record is from RefSeq and is a predicted model, not a curated record.